This is a messenger RNA of Candidula unifasciata, 1581 nucleotides long. Lineage: Eukaryota; Metazoa; Mollusca; Gastropoda; Stylommatophora; Geomitridae. The record is from the annotation of a GenBank genome assembly.
GAAGCGCCAUUUGUAACGACAGCGAGGAAUAACGCAGGCAACAUCACCUUCUCGGGCCUGGCCAUCGAUCUGCUGUCACUGGUGGCCGGCAAGGCGCAGUUCAAGUACAACAUCCGACUGACAGAUCACGUGUCUUACGUCUACCAGGACCACCAAGGGAAGAAGCACCUGGCUUGGUUUCUGAGCCUCUAUGGAAAAUUGAAUAGGUACUGGGGGCUACUUGCAGAUCUAGCAGUUGGACCCAUCCCGAUCAUCAAACAGAGCUCGCUGGAAAAUGUGGAGUUUACAAAGCCUUUCAUGACAAGUGGUAUCAGUUUACUUAUUAAGUACCCACCGCCAACAACAAGAGGCAUCAAUUUGAUGCUGGAGCCUUUUGCAGCGGAAGUUUGGGUCAUGAUCGCCAUUGCCUUUAUUGUCAUCAGCCUAGCUCUGUUCUUAAUUGGUAGAUUCAGUCCGUACGAAUGGGCCCGUAUGACAAAAGAUAAAGAUGCUCGUUCGGCGCAUAACAACUUUGGCAUCAAAAACAGCUUUUUAUUUGCAGCCAGCACCUUGAGUUGGCAAGGUUAUCGUGAUGCCCCAAGAUCCGUCUCUGGUCGCAUCUUGAUGUGCAUGUGGUUCAUGUUCACUGUGUUUGUGGUGGUGGGCUACACCGCCAGCCUCUGUGCCAUCCUGACAGUCCGACGAGAGACCACCCCACAGAAGGUGCCGUUCACUAGUGUCGAGGACAUUGUGGAGUCCAAGCACAUCAAACUGGGAGCUAUGAAGUACGGUCAUGUCUACACAACACUGAGAUCUGGCAAAUCUUCCCACAAUGCACUUUUCUCCAAGUUGUACGCCUACAUUGAUGACUCACAGGAAUGGAUUCAGAAGAGGAAUGAAGGUGUGCAGAGAGUGAAGGAUUCUGGCGGCAAGUAUGCACUAAUCAUGGAAACGGCAAAAGCCGAGUACAUCACCGCAACCAACUGUGAUCUGAUCACAUAUGGAGAAUCGUUGGCUUCACUGGGAUAUGGUCUGGCUGCUCCAAAAAAUUCCCCUGUGAUGGAUCGGAUAAAUCUGGCAAUCAUAGAUCUGCAUGAGAGUGGAUAUGAUAAAAGUAAACUGGUGCCUCAGAAGCCAGGACUGACCACCUUCAGAACUACGUCCAGUAUGGAUAUGAGAGACAUGGCCAUCCCAUUUCUCUUCUUGUUCCUGGGAGUCGUGGGAGCUGGAGGCGCCCUGGCUGCAGAGAUUUUCUACAAGAAAAGAAUGACUAUGAAGAAGGAUCCUGACAACAAAGCUAGACAGCCCUUGAACAUGGACAGUGGAAUCUCCAAAGCUCCGAUGACCAGCCCUCCUCCACCACCACCACCGAUUUACAAAGUCCUCAACAAACUUCAGGAUACAGACAAGCAAAAGAAAAGUGUCAUCCAGGUGAUAACCAAACCUGACAUGGUCGAAGACAAGGACGUAGAGAAGAGCAUCAACAGUCUUGAAAUGGCUUGCAUAGAUGAUAAAGUGGAUGCCGGCAUGGAGGAUGACAUAGAGUUGGAAAUGGCUAAAGGGGACAAAGCAUCUUCAGAACUGAUCAAUGAAAUUGUUUAA